Molecule: messenger RNA, 1068 nt
Organism: Coregonus clupeaformis (lake whitefish)
Lineage: Eukaryota; Metazoa; Chordata; Actinopteri; Salmoniformes; Salmonidae
Product: DNA-binding protein inhibitor ID-1-like
Exons: 2
Coding region: 170-562 (130 amino acids)
Biological process (GO): negative regulation of transcription by RNA polymerase II; cell differentiation; circadian regulation of gene expression
Cellular component (GO): cytoplasm; nucleus
Molecular function (GO): transcription regulator activity; protein dimerization activity
Source: RefSeq, a predicted model, not a curated record
ACUCAAAGCGGUACACUCGUGCGUUGUUGAGAACUGUCAACAUCACUGAGACAACAUUAAUAUAUAAUAUUCCCAAGACUACUAACAAGACUUUUGGAGCCUUUGCUAAUCUCCAAAGAUUUUACGCACCAUCUUUUCAUUAUCCUUGGAAACUACAACAUCAGCCAAUAUGAAGGUUCUCGGACCUACCUGCGCACUGAAGAGCAAGGAAGGAGGCAAGGACAUGGUGCGGUGCCUAUCCGACCAGAGCCUUUCCAUCUCCAAAUGUAAGAUCCCGCUGCUGGACGAGCAGAUGACCGUGUUUCUGCAGGACAUGAACAGUUGUUAUAGCAAGCUGAAGGAGCUGGUCCCCACUCUGCCUACCAACAAGAAGGCCAGCAAGGUGGAGAUCCUCCAACACGUCAUUGACUACAUAUGGGACCUGCAGGUCGAGCUGGACGAGCCGGAGAAGAACCGUCAACAGAGCAGCGUGCCGCGCACACCCCUGACAACGCUGAACGCAGAGCUGGCCAGUAUCACUGUCGAGAAUGGAUGCUCGGAUGACAGAAUCAUGUGCCGCUAGACCUCUCGGAGUAUCGCCCCAUCAUUCCAGAGCGACCACCACGAUGAAUGAACAAGGUUACAUUAUGUGACAUUUGAUCACGACCAAACCUUGAGCCAAGUAGGGAAGUUGCAAACUCCCAUGCUAGAAAAUACUUUCGAUGAGACAUUCUAAAGAAGCGAGGAACUGUCACUCAAGGCAUUCGAUCCAUUCCGAGGUCUCUGAUCUCAUGGAGACGAGUGGGUCCGAAUAGACUGUGUUAACCAGGCGACCAUGGCAGUUAGUGCAAACAGCUUCGCCUGUUGUUGUGUAGUUGCUCAAGAAAGUCAAAGUUUCUGUUACGUUUUUGUAUCUUGUGAAACAUGUAGAAAUUCCACAUUUUGUAAAAGAAAAGUAAUUCAUUUUCUCAGAUUCCUGAGCGACAAACUGUAUUGUAUAUUACAAUGUCACACUAUGUGAAAAAAUAUUGUUUUUUUUACAAUGUACCUUAAUGGUGUUUUUAUUAAAACAAGACAAUUAUUUUUAAA